AUGCCCUACUAUAAUUGUCAAUACAAAGAGAAUUUGUGUUCAUAUUUAUACCACCCGUCGUCGAAGCCAUUUGUUGAUAUGUCAUUAAUACAAACAUUAAACGUUGCAUGUGUUUUAUAAGAAUAUUUUAGUGAAUUCAUUUUUGUCAUUGUUUAUAACAAGACAAAAGUGAGUUCGAAUUAAACAUGCGUCGCGUUUAUGAAGCAUCGAAGACGGUACAUAUAUUUGUGAAAAAGGUUUUGUUAGGUAAAGCUAGGUCAUUGAAGGUGCAAGUUUAGCAGCGAAGAUGAGGAGGCACAUAGAUAAUAACAAGGAGCCCGUGGAGCCCCCGGCUCCCAAAAUUACAAGAUCGGAUGUUUUCCCAACCUCUAAAGAGUUCGCUUUAAAGCUGUGUUUAAGAUCGAUAUCAAGAUCUACGGAGCAAAAGGAUUUAUAUGAAGCUCACAGAUUUCUAAUGGAAUAUCUCAGGCGACCAGACUACGCUGAAUUAAUUAAUAAUUAUAUUGAACUAACAGAUUUAAGCGAAAAGGAUUUACGAAAGAGAUUACGCCAAUCGAUUGUGUGUUUUUAUUUUUAUAAUGAUAGUCUUGAACAGGCUAUUGAUAUCCCAGUUACUAAUAUGUAUUUUAUCUCGCAAAUAGUUGUAUUUAUUGAUAUGAAAGCUUUAGAGUGGCAAACGUUCAAAAGUCGUAAAAAUAGAGCUAAUGAGGAAAUGCGAAAAUUUACGAAUAGAUCAGCAUCAACAGUUCUAUCGUUGUUAAAAUUAAUAUUUAAUGAAGACAUAUUUCAGAUAUUGCCUAUAUUUUUAAGAUGUAGAUGUCUUACCUAUGAAUUCAAAGAAUUUUUUGACACUAUAUUUAGAAGGCAUUUUUUUACAGCAAGCAACAUUAACAUUUCAACAGGUUUAUCUGCAAUCAACACUCAACAUUUGGAAGCUGUCUGCAAUCAACACUCAACAUUCAAUAAAAUCCUGCAAUCAACAUUUAACAAGAUAUUUAUUUUUGCUCAACAAAUAACUAAACUGUUAAAUGAAAUAAUCUUCAAUCAACACUCAACACUUAUCUACAAUCAACAUUACAUAAUUAUAUUUUAUUAUAAUUAUUGUCCUCAUAA
Molecule: messenger RNA, 1113 nt
Organism: Ctenocephalides felis (cat flea)
Lineage: Eukaryota; Metazoa; Arthropoda; Insecta; Siphonaptera; Pulicidae
Source: RefSeq, a predicted model, not a curated record